Molecule: messenger RNA, 1302 nt
Organism: Episyrphus balteatus (marmalade hoverfly)
Lineage: Eukaryota; Metazoa; Arthropoda; Insecta; Diptera; Syrphidae
Product: pickpocket protein 28-like
Exons: 6
Coding region: 1-1302 (433 amino acids)
Biological process (GO): sodium ion transmembrane transport
Cellular component (GO): membrane
Molecular function (GO): ligand-gated sodium channel activity
Source: RefSeq, a predicted model, not a curated record
AUGAAACAUAUUACAAAAAAUGAGGAAUACCUCUGGGAUGGAGUAUCACAGACAUGCGUUUUAAGUUCUCUUUUCUUUCAUGAAGAAAAGCUUUUAGCAAAUACAUCAGACUUGAUCAAAGCUAUGUCAAUUGCAGCACCAACAUUCAACGAGACUCUUCAAAAAUGCUACUGGAGGAAUAAAUUUUACAAUUGUGGAGAGAUAUUUGAUAGUGUUUUAACUGACGAAGGAAUUUGCUUUUCAUUUAAUUCACUUAAAUCUGAACAUUAUCGGACAGAAUUGUACAACGCUCGCAAAAAAGAUUUUAUCGGUUUCGAAUUAAACAAUGUUAAAGAUUUAGAUUGGAAUUUAGAAAACGGUUUCAACCAACAAGCUGAUGAAAAGACUUUUCCUGUUCGUGUUAUUGGACCUGGAGACAAAGAAAGCCUUGUUGUAUCCUUAAGGGAUCGAAGAGAAGACGAAGAACAAUUAUGUAGAAAUUCUGUUCGUGGUUUCAAAGUAAUUCUUCAUACGCCAGGUGAAGAUCCACAAGUGUGGAAGAAUUUUAUUAAUGUUCCCUUAGAUCAAUCGGUUUCGUUAACAAUCAAACCGAAAAUUAUGACCUCUGAAGAUUUAAGACAUUAUUCCCCAGAAAGACGCCAAUGCUAUUAUCAGAAUGAACGGUAUUUGAGGUAUUUCAAAGUCUACACUCAGGCUAAUUGUGAGUCGGAAUGGCUGGCAAAUAUGACUCUAUCAGAAUGUGGAUGUGUCAAAUUUUCAAUGCCAAGAAAUUCAUCUCAUCCAAUUUGUGGAUAUCACAAACUUACAUGUGUUGAUUCGGUCAUGUACACAAGCAAAGAAUGGACAAUUAAUUAUGAAAAAUAUUUAAAUGCUUAUAAUUGUUUACCAACUUGUAUAAGUAUUGAAUACAAAGCCGAGCUCGAACAUCAAGUUCCAAUAAACUAUGCUCAGAUAGAGGAAUCAGAUGAGGGUUUUUCAAACAAGGACAAUUCAAGCUAUCGAGUAACUAAAAUUACAUUAAAAUUCAAAGAAGACAACUUUAAUGGCUUGAAGAGAUCCGAAUUGUAUAGUAUGUCAGAUUUUAUUGCAAAUUGUGGAGGAUUGCUGGGACUAUUUAUGGGUGUUUCGAUUUUGAGUUUGGUGGAAUUGGUAUACUUUUCGACAUUGAGAUUAUUGACGAAUUUGAAAAACAGAAGAAUAACACAACAGGAGAGGAACAAGAGAAAUACUUGGGCUGAUUCUGGUCACUUAAAUAUUUUGAAUGGACAGACAAAAAAUGUUAAACAUCGAUAUUCGCAAUAA